This is a messenger RNA of Cercopithifilaria johnstoni, 687 nucleotides long. NCBI's taxonomy places the organism in Eukaryota, Metazoa, Nematoda, Chromadorea, Rhabditida, Onchocercidae. The record is from the annotation of a GenBank genome assembly.
AACGAAGACCUUGCAACUGAAGAGCCUACAACUGUAACAACAACAACCGCAAACCCUACAACCGAAGAGCCUACAACUAUAUCAACAACCGAAGAGCCCACAACUGAAGAGUCUACUACUGUAGCAACAAUAAACGAAGACCUUGCAACUGAAGAGCCUACAACUGUAACAACAACAACCGCAAACCCUACAACCGAAGAGCCUACAACUAUAUCAACAACCGAAGAGCCCACAACUGAAGAGUCUACUACUGUAGCAGCAAUAACUGAAGAUCUUACAACUGAAAAGCCUGUGACUAUAGCAACAACAACCGCAGACUCUACAACUGAAAAGACUACAUCUAUAGCAAUAAUAAUCGAAGAGCCUACAACUGUAGCAACUACAGCCAAAGAGCCUACAGCCGAAGAGCCUGUGAUUGUAGCAAUAAUAAUCGCGGACCCUAUAACUGUAACAACAACAACUCCAGACCCUACAACCGAAGAGCCUACUACUAUAACAACAACAACCGAAGAGCCCACAACUGAAGCAACAAUAACCGAAAAGUCUACAACUGAAACAACAAUAAUCGAAGAGCUUACAACUGAAGAGCCUGUAACUGCAGCAACAACAACCGCAGACCCUGUAACUGAAAAGCCUACAACUGUAUCAAUAAUAACCGAAGAGCCUACAACUGAGACUUCCGUUUGA